Messenger RNA from Loa loa (African eye worm), 1151 nucleotides. RefSeq lists its product as hypothetical. The record is from RefSeq and is a predicted model, not a curated record. NCBI's taxonomy places the organism in Eukaryota, Metazoa, Nematoda, Chromadorea, Rhabditida, Onchocercidae. The transcript has 3 exons. The coding region runs from base 26 to 631 and encodes 201 amino acids.
CAUCUUUCAGUGAAGCGGAGACCUUAUGCCACUUGUACUGUUCGUUCUGUUUUCCAAUUUAUUAUCGGUCGUAUUUGGACGAUUUAUUGAUCGUAACGAAGCCGACUAUUAUGAAAAAAAUUGGAGGAAGAAAUUGAAUAAAAGUGUAUUUCCAACCGAGGUACUGCACCGCUCACUGGGACUCGAAUAUAUUAAAUAUCGAAAGAAGGAAUAUGCGAAAAGUAGAGAUUACGAUGUGCUAGGUCGGAUAAUACCUGGUAUAAUGCUGGAACACCCGACUGAACCACUGGUCUUGACGAUUACUGAUCCAGAUGAGCAGACCGUUCAUUUGUCAGUGACAGUAUGGGACAAAAACAAAGAUGAUGGCAAUCGGGAAACUGCAUCCAUGUUCGAAAAAAGCGUCGUAUCGCCGACCACCAAGUCCACAAUCCAAUUAUCCGAACACGUUGUUACAACAGAAAAUGAUUUGCUAAAGGACAGAGAGUUGAAAAGGAAUCCGGAGUCGAGUAUUGACCUAGAACAGCAGCCAAAUAUGAGCGGAACAUUUGAAGAGUUGAAUAUAACGGAAGUUUAUGAAGAACCAUUUAUCCGAGUUUAUGUGAAACCGCUCUGCAAAGGACCUACCUGUUAAAACCAGCUGGAUUCGGAACUGGAAAACUAAUUUAACUGUGUUGAGAUUUGAACUUACGAAUUGAAUUUUCUCAUCCUUUGCACUCACGUUUUCAAACAAGAAACUUUUUGACCAACAAAAAAGAAAAUCCGGCUGCAGGGUAAUAUGAGUCUGGCGUUGUCGCUUGAUAAAUAUUCCAUGUUACUUUACAACAAUCCCAUUAUAUAGAAUCAGUUAUUAGAUUAUUCUGCUUCCAUCUAAGUAAAUUAUUGAUGGCACAGUUUUAAAGUUCGAUAGAUUAUGGCGUUUUGGCCAGGAAUAAAGCUUCACCACAUCCUGCAUUUUGGAGCUUUGGUAAGGAAGAGAUUUAAUCUGAUCAGGUGAACUGCUAAUGUUGACUGGUGCCGCACAUCGCUAUCCUUGAAAACAGUGGUUUUUGUGAAGCUUACCUGUGUUAUGUAUGAGUUUCAGUCUGACAAGGUUACAGUGUUGCAUGCUAAGUUUGUUAUGUUUAAAAAAAAAGUGCAUAAACAGAAUAUUA